Cicer arietinum (chickpea) is the source of this 2315-nucleotide messenger RNA. RefSeq lists its product as uncharacterized. The record is from RefSeq and is a predicted model, not a curated record. Lineage: Eukaryota; Viridiplantae; Streptophyta; Magnoliopsida; Fabales; Fabaceae.
AAAGCCCAAUUUGAAAGAAGGGAAAUAACAUUUACCACAAAACAAAUAGUCUCUCUCUGCGGUGCCUCCGACACACGACCACAUGUCGUCAACGGUAUCAUGUACUGCUUGAUCCUUACCGACACACGACGAGGAUGAUGUUGUGUUCAACAUUCAACCUCAUCGUCCCUAAAUCCACCUCAACAUGUCAAGGCUUCUCGCUAGUGGAAAUGUUAGAAGGUUUGUGCAUUCUUUUCAUCGGAAACAGAACACUGGCAACAUCAAAGAAUUUUAUCCAAUGGGGUUCCGUUACUCAACAUUCAAAUUUUUCUCAUACUACGGAGUUGUACAGAAAGGACAAACUCCAUCUAUGUUAUUUAAAUCGAAGGUUAAGUUUUUGAUGAAUGGGAGAGCGAGAAACAUGUAUACCUUCCCUGCAAAUAAUGCAAAAUACCGACAUGAUCCAGUUUUUUGGAACAGGAUGUGUUUUCAUAAAGGGCCAGCUCUACCUCCGGUAGGUCGAAUUGCCCGUGCUGUUAGUCUAGCUAUGGUUAAAUCAAAUUUUGUUGUUCAUGGUAUGAUUGCUGUCAUAAUAGGAGAGCUUGCACGGACACAAGGGAAAUUAGCAGAAGCAGAAACAUUCCCAACAAGGGAUUCACUGUACUUGCACGCACAAGAUGGACGUGUAUAUUUAACCUCGGCUCUCUUGGAAGCCGUUGAGAUGUGUAUCGUAUUUCUCAGGGCUGUGUAUUUACUGAUUUUAUUCUCUCCUUGCAUAGUUAUGGCUCCUUUAGUUGGCUAUUUUGGUAUUCAAUUUAGAAAAACAUGGCUUCAUGUUGUACGCCUUACACUUGCAAAGGCUGGCCCAGCAUUCAUUAAAUGGGGUCAAUGGGCCGCUACCCGACCCGAUCUCUUUCCUAGGGAUCUCUGUGGUGAACUCGCAGAAUUUCAAACCAAAGCACCAUCACAUGAAUUUAGUUAUAGCAGAAAAUGUAUUGAAAAAGCAUUUGGUCGCAAGUUAAAUGAAAUAUUUGAAAAGUUUGAGGAGGAACCAGUAGCUUCGGGUAGCAUCGCUCAAGUUCAUCGAGCUACAUUAAAAUACAAAUACCCUGGUAAGGAAAUCAAGCCUGUUGUUGUAGCAGUGAAGGUCCGACAUCCGGGGGUUACUGAAGCAAUUAGAAGGGAUUUCUUCAUUAUCAAUGUUGUUUCCAAGAUUUCUUGUUUCUUUCCUAAUUUGAAGUGGUUGAGAUUAGACGAAAGCAUACAUCAAUUUGCUGUAUUUAUGAUGUCUCAAGUUGAUCUUUCAAGGGAAGCGGCACAUCUUAAUCGCUUUAUCUACAAUUUCCGGAGAUCGAAAGAUGUCUCAUUCCCAGUACCUCUGUACCCCCUCGUGCACCCUUCUGUUUUGGUGGAAACCUAUGAACAAGGUGAAAGUGUUUUGCAUUUUGUUGAAGAGCUUGAAGGACAUGAGCAUAUCAAAAGUUCCCUCGCUCAUAUUGGAACACAUGCUCUUCUGAAGAUGCUUUUGGUGGAUAAUUUUAUUCAUGCAGACAUGCAUCCUGGAAAUAUUCUUGUUCGUAUGGCGAAAAGGAAAUCGCUACCUACUGUACAGCUCUUUAAGUCAAAGCCUCAUGUCAUUUUCCUUGAUGUAGGAAUGACUACUGAACUUUCUAAGCGGGAACAACAAUGUUUACUGGAAUUCUUUAAGGCUGUUGCACUUCAAGAUGGCCGCAGUGCUGCAGAGUGCACACUUAGAUUAUCGAAACAACAGAAUUGCCCUGACCCAAAAUCUUUCGUCGAGGAGGUUGAUAAAUCAUUCAAGUUAUGGAGGUCCUCAGAAGGUGAAGCUAUCCACACAGGUGACCGGAUGCAGCAAUUGCUUGAGCAUGUUAGGCAAUGUAAAGUCAACAUUGAUGGGAAUAUUUGUGCUGUUAUAGUGACCACAUUAGUUUUGGAGGGAUGGCAACGAAGACUCGAUCCAGAUUAUGAUGUGUUGAACGCAUUGCAGACGCUGCUAUUUAAAGCUGACUGGGUAGAGUCUCUAUCUGAUACUAUUGAGGGACUUGUGGCUCCAUAAAAUGUGGCCCUUUUUGUUUCACCAAUUUUGAAAAUGUUGGGGCAGAAGAAUUUGUUGUAAAUUAUUUAGUUAUUGUUGUCGAAGAGCUUUUCCAAUCCCAUUUUUAUGCUCCCUUGUGAUUUUUUACUGCAUGUAAUUAUUUACUGUUGUCUUUCUAAUUACAUGCAGUGGAUCUAGCAUUGUGAUUUUCUUAAUAAAUAAUUUAUGGUUCUGAUAUUAACACUACAGAAUAUAUAACAAGCAGGAAAUCAUUGAAUAA